Messenger RNA from Drosophila montana, 762 nucleotides. Its product is annotated as antigen 5 like allergen Cul n 1-like. Bases 1 to 762 code for a protein of 253 amino acids. The record is from RefSeq and is a predicted model, not a curated record. Lineage: Eukaryota; Metazoa; Arthropoda; Insecta; Diptera; Drosophilidae. The transcript has 3 exons.
AUGUUGCGCAUUGUUUUGGCAAUAUUUUCGGCGCUGCCUCUGGUCUUUGCACAGACGAAUUACUGUGCCAAUAGCCUGUGCGGCACCGCGACGCACAUUGCAUGCAACAACAAUGGGGCCUGGGACGCCAGCUGCCCGACAAGUCCGGCGCCCUUUGUUAUCGACAUGAAUCUGGACCUGAGGCAACUUGUGGUGCGGCUGCAUAACGUCAGGCGCAACAAUCUGGCUCUGGGCAAGGUGGCCAAUUACGGGCCAGCCCGUAGAAUGGCCACCAUGCGCUGGAGUCCAGAGCUGGCCACGCUGGCAGCCCUGAAUGUGCGCCAGUGCGCGAUGGAGCAUGAUGCUUGCCACAAUACGAACAAGUUUAAGGCCAGCGGCCAAAACUUGGCCAUGAUUUCCUACACGGGCGCACAGGCGAGCCGUACCAACGCGGACCUGCUCACCUCCUCCAUCAACAGCUGGUGGAGUGAGCUCAAGAAUGCGAACAUGGUGGUUAUCAACAGUUAUCCAAGCAGCUGGAGCGGAGGUCAAAUUGGCCACUUUACUGCCAUGGCCCAGCAGGCGAACAUUGCCGUUGGCUGCGCUGCCGCCAGAUAUGUCAAAGGCGGCUGGAAUAAUUUCCUCUUGGCCUGUAACUAUGCUACCACAAACUGGAUCGGCGAACCUGUCUACGUACGUGGACCGACAGCUGCAGGCUGCAAUACGGGCACAAAUGUCAACUAUCCGGGUCUCUGCAAGGUGGCCGAAGUCUACAAUGUCUAG